AUGUUCCUCUUCUCCCAAAAGACCAAGACCCCUAUCAGCACCUACACUGACUCCUACAGGGCUCCUACCUCCAUCAAGGAGGUCUAUAAGGACCCACCUCUGUGGGCCUGGGAAGCCAACAAGUUUGUGACCCCGGGCCUGACUCAGACCAGGCAGCGCCACGUGAACCCUGAAGCCCUUCAGAAGAUGGUCAAAUGUGCUGUGCGGGACUAUAGCUAUAAGAGUUCCAUACCAGGCCACCCCUACUUGCCUGAGAAAUACUGGCUCUCUCAAAAGGAAGCAGACAAAUGCAACCCAAACUACUUGUGUAGUGACCGGUAUAACACAUGGAGAAUGGGACCUUACCACUGCACUGACUGGAACAAGUACACCACAUGCCUUCCCCGGCUGCCUAAGGAGGCCGGGAUGGAGACAGUAGUUCGAGGAAUGCCGUUGGAGUACCCUCCUAAGCCGGAGCGACUCAAUGCCUAUGAGCGCGAGGUGGUGGUGAACAUGCUGAACUCGCUGUCGCGGAGCCAACCACUGCCGCAGAUCGCAUCCCGAUGCGGGUGCGCAGACCCGCUGCCGGGCCGCCUGCCCUACCAGGGUUAUGAAAGCGCUUGCUCCGGCCGCCACUACUGUCUACGCGGGAUGGACUACUGCGUCACCGGGGCACCCUGCAACGAAUGCCGCCAGCGGCCUCUGUACCCAGUGCAGCCGACUGUAAGGAGUGUAUUGCCGUACGACCACCGGCCCGGAAUGCAAUGUGUUGUCAUAACUCCCCCGCCACCAUACUACCCAUGUCCUAACCUUAGGUGGGACACAAGUCACUUUAAGAAGACUGGUGCGGCCCAGAGAAACAACUAUGUUGUCCACCCUGAAUUUGUGUCGGAAACCUUCUGACUACCGCUGCUGGUAGAGCCUGAGCCAGCCAGGCCAAGGAGGUUGAGCAAUAAAUAAA
Messenger RNA from Phyllostomus hastatus (greater spear-nosed bat), 940 nucleotides. RefSeq names its product chromosome unknown C9orf24 homolog (gene SPMIP6). Bases 1 to 882 code for a protein of 293 amino acids. Lineage: Eukaryota; Metazoa; Chordata; Mammalia; Chiroptera; Phyllostomidae. Gene Ontology annotation, cellular component: manchette; perinuclear region of cytoplasm. The transcript is spliced from 7 exons. Gene Ontology annotation, molecular function: alpha-tubulin binding. The record is from RefSeq and is a predicted model, not a curated record.